Molecule: messenger RNA, 384 nt
Organism: Oncorhynchus masou masou (cherry salmon)
Lineage: Eukaryota; Metazoa; Chordata; Actinopteri; Salmoniformes; Salmonidae
Product: thyrotropin subunit beta-like
Exons: 2
Coding region: 1-384 (127 amino acids)
Biological process (GO): G protein-coupled receptor signaling pathway
Cellular component (GO): cytoplasm; extracellular region
Molecular function (GO): hormone activity
Source: RefSeq, a predicted model, not a curated record
AUGGAAAACUACACGCUGCUCAUAGAGAAGAGAGGUUGUUCUCAGUGUAUCGCCGUCAACACCACCAUCUGCAGUGGCUUCUGUCACACACAGGACACCAACGUGAAGGGGCGUGUGGGUAAGAGUUACCUGAUCCAGCGUGGCUGCAUGCCCCACUCCCUGGUCUACCAUCCUGCCCGCGUGCCAGGCUGCCCACUGCACGUCAACAACGUGCUCUACUACCCAGAGUCCCGUCGCUGUCACUGCACCCGCUGUGACGGACACGCCCACCGCUGUGUCCACAUGACCCAGGCCACACCCACCCCUUGCACCAGGAAGAGCCCUGCUACCCGCAGGACCUGGACACGCCCACCUGUCAAGAGACACAGCGACCAGGAAACCUGA